Coffea arabica (coffee) is the source of this 1443-nucleotide messenger RNA. RefSeq lists its product as uncharacterized. The record is from RefSeq and is a predicted model, not a curated record. Lineage: Eukaryota; Viridiplantae; Streptophyta; Magnoliopsida; Gentianales; Rubiaceae. Gene Ontology annotation, molecular function: protein binding.
AUGAGAAAAAUUGCUGCAUUGCUUGUUGAUGGGACGGAGAUUUUGCCCGAUGAGAUUCUGAUUGUCAUUCUUUCCUAUUUGAGUCUGAAGGAAGCAGUAAGGACCAGUGUCCUCUCGCAUAGGUGGAGAUGUUUAUGGCACUUCGCAUCUGGUACUCUUGAGUUUGAUUUUGACCGGUGGAAUGCUAAGAAAGGUGGUACCCAUCAGUUAGAAGCAGCUGAGUUCGAAAGUUUGGAUGUUAGAGCUUUGGAAUUCGACUUGCCCGGAGUUGAUUAUUUCCCUGACCCAGAAAAGUUGUCCAUUUCGAGAGCAGUGAAGCUUCAGGGUAUUGGUCUUUCCUCAUUAACAUCCUUAAAAUUGUUCGGAAUUCACAUCACAGAAAAGAUGGUUGAAUAUCUCUUAUCCAAUUGUCUAUCUCUUGAACAUUUGUGCCUCAAGUAUAUCCAUAAUAUAAAGAAGCUGAGUAUUGUUGGUCCAUCUUUGAAGUCCUUGAUUAUUGACUGUUGCUGUAAGUUGCAAAAUCUGACCAUCUCUGCUGCAAAUCUUGUGUCUUUUGAGUUUGGGGAUUCAUAUAUUGCAGAAUUGCCCAUUAAAUCUCAGAAUGUUCCUAACCUAUCAGAGCUAACACUUCACGGACCGUGGACUUCAGCUUUCCUUUUCAGAAGUAACAAGCAUUCAACAUAUUGCAGUCGUGUGGAGAAGCUUGUUGUGCGUGUACCUGGCCCGAUUAUGAUUGAAGUGAGCGAAUUUACACUUUUUUCCUUUAGAAAACUCCCUCUAUUACGAUGUCUCAAACAGCUGGAGUUGGUACUGUGCACCGCCGCUGAUCAAAGCCUAUGCUUCUUUGUCUUGCUGACUGAGGCGUGCCCUUUCUUGUCAAGACUUGUAAUUCAGUUCAUCCAUGAUUUGAUGGGGACAAAAGAGAAUAUGUUCUCUGCUCAGCGUAGCUACGGAAGCAAAGGUCCCUUACGGACUCAAUUUAAGUUUUUGUUGUCCUUGGUUCAAAUUGCUAACACGCUAGAAAAGAUAAUUAUUGCUUCUAGCGCCGGGUAUAACCGUAAGGAUGGCAUUGCAAAAGCACGAGAACGCGCCAAGCAGCUUGAAGCAAAGUGUGAAAACAGAGAUCAGAGAGGAAUCCUGCCAGAUUUUUUGAUUGCUGCAGAUAUGGAUUUCAUUGGAAUUCAAAAAUAUUUUGCUCCAAAAGAGUUGAUUGACAAUAUGAAAUUUUUGGAUGAUUGUGGUAGUGGCUAUUCUGAUGAUCAAGAAGAAAUUGCUGAGAAAUUGUUUGCAAAAUACAAAGUGCGUCGACAAUUACGUGUAAAUAUGAAGUUAAUAACCAGCAAUAAGAUGGAAUUGCAUGUCACAUAUACAACCACAGAGAUUUGCAUAGAGAUUGUUGUUAGAGAUGGUGUUGGACCUGCCUCAAUAGAGAGAUUGAUUUAA